Salvelinus sp. IW2-2015 is the source of this 492-nucleotide messenger RNA. RefSeq names its product protein SPMIP2. The record is from RefSeq and is a predicted model, not a curated record. Lineage: Eukaryota; Metazoa; Chordata; Actinopteri; Salmoniformes; Salmonidae.
AUGGAGAUAAGCACAAUGAUACAAGGAAGGCCCCCAAAAGCCUAUGGUCAAAGGAUGGUUUAUACCGGUCCAGAUGGAAUUGGAGACUACAGUGCAAGAUUGAUCAACUUUCCCCGCUAGAUUGGGGUUCGCCCUUUGUCACCUAUGGGUACAAGCGAUUUGAAUGACCUGUGCCGGCCUACUCCCUGCACCCCACCCCCCAAACAGUGCUACAUUAGAGGGGUGGGAUGGGGCAUGCAAUAUCACCAGCAGCUGAACAGUAGGACGCUCAGCAAUACGCAAAUUAAGAGAGCUGAAUUCCGCUCCGGCCUUGAGGACAGAGUCACCAACAGAUAUCAAAACCCAUGGCAUUCACCGCCCCACUUUCUAAAUAAGCAAUCUGUCGAGGCCCGCAGCAAAUUCGUUUGGGCGCACAACAAGUAUGAAAAUUACAGCCAAGACAACAACAAAUAUGUUCUUCUCAACAGUAAGUCAUUAACUCUAGGAAUGUGA